AUGGCUCCGUAUGAAUCCUUGUACGGAAGGAGAUGUCGAUCACCAUUGUGUUGGUCUGAAGUUGGUGAUAAGGGAAUUCUUGGACCGGAUAUAAUUCAAGAAACAAUAGAGAAGGUUAAGAUGAUCCGAGACAAGAUGAGACAAGCUCAAGAUCGACAAAAGAGUUAUGCGGAUAAACGGAGAAGACCCUUGGAAUUUGAUGUAGGAGAUCAUGUGUUCUUGAAGGUGACUCCGAGGUUGAGGUUGAAGGGACCAUUUAAGACGCGUAAGCUUAGCCCGAGAUACGUAGGACCUUAUCAGAUCAUGAGAAGGAUAGGUGAAGUCGCAUACAAGUUAGCAUUGCCUCCUUCACUAUUAGGGCUGCAUGAUGUUUUCCACGUGUCUCAGUUGCAAAAGUUUGUGCCAGAUUCGUUUCAUCCUGUAUUACCAGAUACGAUUGAAGUAGAGCCAGACCUUUCUUUCCAACCGCAACCUUGUUGUAUCUUGGAGUAUGCUAGCAAUUCGUUGAGAAGCAAAAAGAUACCUCUUGUGAAGGUGUUAUGGGAAGAGUCGCGUCCUGACGAAGCAACUUGGGAGCUCGAAUCAGAGAUGUGGGAGUUAUAUCCUCACUUAUUCUGGUAA
Messenger RNA from Vicia villosa (hairy vetch), 621 nucleotides. RefSeq lists its product as uncharacterized. The transcript has a single exon. Lineage: Eukaryota; Viridiplantae; Streptophyta; Magnoliopsida; Fabales; Fabaceae. Bases 1 to 621 code for a protein of 206 amino acids. The record is from RefSeq and is a predicted model, not a curated record.